AUGGAGAGGUUUGGAAGGAGCCCAGGUUGUGUUCCUCUUUCUGUUAAAAUCGAUCAUUAUAAAAAAACAUCUGUUGGUUUGAAAACGAUAUCUAUCUAUCUAUCUAUCUAUCUAUCUAUCUAUCUAUCUAUCUAUCUAUCUAUCUAUCUAUCAGUUUAUGCGAUACAUACAUACAUACAUACAUAUCGUUUUCAAUUUGGUGAUUUGGGACAACGAUAUCUAUACGUAUAUAAUUUUACCAAAAAAAUAAACAAACAAACAAACAAAAAAAAAACACCAUCUAUCUAUCUAUCUAUCUAUCUAUCUAUCUAUCUAUCUAUCUAUCUAAGGGGUGUUGAAAAUCGAACAUUAGGUGUUUUCAAAACUCUUCUUCUUCUUCGCCUCCGCCUCCUUCUCUUCUUCUUCACCUCUCCUUCUUCUUCUUCUUCUUCUUCUUCGCCCCCUCCUUCUCUUCGCCUCCCGUCCCCCUUCUUCUUCUUCUUCGCCUCCCCUCCUUCUCUUCUUCGCCUCUCCCUCCUUCUUCACCUAUCCCUCCCCAUCCUCCUCCUCCUCCUCCUCCUUCUUCUUCUUCUUCUUCUUUGUGCUACAUCUCUUUAG
Acanthosepion pharaonis is the source of this 597-nucleotide messenger RNA. Lineage: Eukaryota; Metazoa; Mollusca; Cephalopoda; Sepiida; Sepiidae. The record is from the annotation of a GenBank genome assembly.